AUGGAGUGGAAACCAGAACAAGAAGGUCUCAGACAAAUACUAACACUUCUAAAGGAGUCUCAAUCACCAGAUACAGAGACACAGAGGGCAGUUCAACAAAAAUUGGAAGAAUUAAACAAGUAUCCAGACUUCAACAACUACUUAAUCUUCGUACUCACUAAACUUGUUACCGAAAAAGAACCUACAAGGUCUUUAAGUGGUUUGAUUUUGAAAAAUAAUGUUAAAGCACACUACAACAGCUUUUUGCCUGAAGUUGCCGAAUUUAUCAAACGGGAAUGUCUAUCAGCUGUAGGAGAUCCUUCGCCACUGAUUCGGGCCACUGUAGGCAUUAUAAUAACCACAAUAGCCAGUAGAGGAGAGCUAAAAUCAUGGCCCGAACUGCUGCCAGCCUUGUGUCAAAUGCUUGAUUCACAAGAUUAUAAUGUUUGUGAGGGUGCAUUUGGUGCUCUUCAAAAAAUUUGUGAGGAUACUGCAGAGAAAUUAGACAGUGAUGCAUUAAACAGACCCCUAAAUGUAUUGAUACCAAAAUUCCUCCAGUUUUUCCGGCAUUCAUCUCCUAAAAUCAGGUGUCAUGCCAUUGCUUGUGUCAAUUACUUCAUUAUGGGGCGAACCCAGGCACUCAUGUUACACAUUGAUUCAUUUAUUGAAAACUUGUUCCAUCUAGCCGCAGAUGAAGACUCAGAUGUGAGAAAGAAUGUUUGUCAUGCACUUGUGCUGCUUUUGGAGGUGCGACUAGAUAGGCUAGUCCCUCAUCUACCUAAUAUUAUUGAGUACAUGUUGGUGAGAACUCAAGAUCCUGAAGAAGGCGUUGCGUUGGAAGCAUGUGAAUUUUGGCUGUCACUCGCUGAACAGAAUGUCUGCCGUGAGGUGCUGGGCCCCAGACUGCCGGCGCUGUUGCCGAUACUUGUACGCGGUAUGAGAUACUCUGAGAUGGACGUUGUGUUACUGCGAGGAGACCGCGAUGACGAUGCCGACGACGCUGAACCCGAUCGAGAAUCUGACAUAAGACCGAGGUUCCACAAACCUCGCUCUCACACUAUCAAACAUAAUGCGGGCGCUGGUGACAGUAACAUGUCUGGCGGUGGUGAUUCCGAUGAUGACGACGAAGGUGGUGCCGAUGGAGACGAUGGCUCACUCUCUGAUUGGAAUUUGCGAAAGUGCAGCGCCGCUGCUCUCGAUGUGUUGGCCAACGUGUUCGGUGCUGAUCUGCUUCCUGUACUCUUCCCUAUUCUUAAAGAGACGCUAUUCCACGAGGAGUGGGUUAUCAAGGAAAGCGGUAUCCUAGCUCUGGGUGCGGUAGCCGACGGUUGCAUGGGUGGCAUGGUACCGCACCUGCCAGACCUGGUGCCGUACCUGGUGUGCUGCAUGGGUGAGCGUAAGGCUCUGGUGAGAGCCAUCACGUGCUGGACUCUUUCACGUUACUCGCAUUGGAUAGUGGCACAGUCGCACGACCUGUAUUUGCGACCUGUUUUGACUGAGCUGCUUAAGUGCGUCCUGGAUAACAACAAGCGCGUGCAAGAGGCUGCGUGCUCGGCCUUCGCUACGCUGGAGGAGGAAGCGUGUACAGAGCUCGUGCCUUACUUGGGCUUUAUCCUACAAACUCUAGUUUACGCCUUUGGCAAGUACCAACAUAAGAACCUGCUAAUACUGUACGACGCCAUCGGCACGCUAGCCGACUCCGUCGGUCAUCACCUCAAUAAACCGGAAUACAUCAACAUGCUGAUGCCGCCUCUUAUCAAUAAGUGGAAUGUUUUGAAAGAUGAGGAUAAAGAUCUCUUUCCGUUAUUAGAGUGCCUGUCAUCUGUGGCGACAGCUCUACAAUCAGGGUUUCUUCCUUACUGUGAACCAGUCUUCAGGAGAUGCGUCUCAUUAAUAGAACAAACACUAAAUCAGAAUAUUGCAAAUAAUCAAAGCCCAGAGCAAUUUGAAGCACCCGACAAAGACUUUAUGAUCGUGGCACUAGACUUGCUUAGCGGUCUGGCGGAGGGGCUGGACGGUCACAUCGAUCACCUGGUGUUCAACUCCAACCUCAUGCAAUUGCUGUACCAAUGCAUGCAGGACCCGCUGCCUGAGGUGCGUCAGUCAUCGUUUGCACUGCUAGGCGAUCUGACGAAGGCGUGUUUCCAACAUGUUCUGCCAUACAUACCGGAGUUCCUGCCUAUACUCGGCAUGAACCUCUAUCCUGAACUUAUUUCGGUCUGUAACAAUGCUACUUGGGCUAUUGGAGAAAUUAGUAUCAAAUUAGGACCCGAAACAUCAAAGUAUAUCCCGCUAGUAUUGACUAAUUUAGUCGAAAUCAUCAACAGGCCUAACACACCUAAGACGCUACUUGAGAACACAGCGAUAACUAUCGGUCGGCUAGGUUAUGUGUGCCCACACGACGUCGCACCCGUAUUACAUCAAUUUGUUCGCCAGUGGUGCUCGUCACUACGUAACAUUCGCGACAACGACGAGAAGGACUCUGCUUUUCGCGGCAUGUGUCAGAUGAUCCAGGUGAACCCGGGAGGUGUAGUACAGGACUUUAUGUUCUUCUGUGACGCGGUCGCAUCGUGGUCACAUCCCAAGGAUGAUUUGAAGGAAAUGUUCACAAAGAUCUUACACGGGUUCAAAAACCAACACGCGCCUCUCGGCCAUGUGCGGGAUAUAGACGUGAAUACUGCGUUAUGGGGAACCAAUGUCAGCACGGGUCGGGAAGACAUUGAGGGUGACGGCAACCCAGCGGGCUCUGCACUCACCCGAGAGCGUAGGGAACACGUCACACAUCGGAACCAUGUCACGUACCGGAACAUGUCUCACACCGGAACAAGUCACACACCGGACCGAAUGUCGGCGCAGGCCGGGCCGCUGCUUCUGCCGCGUUAUGUGCCAACACACUCACCUCACUACACUAGCGAGGAUAUUUACACGUUUGUACCUAUCAACAGAGAAUAUUAA
Messenger RNA from Arctia plantaginis, 2934 nucleotides. The record is from the annotation of a GenBank genome assembly. NCBI's taxonomy places the organism in Eukaryota, Metazoa, Arthropoda, Insecta, Lepidoptera, Erebidae.